Uranotaenia lowii is the source of this 1316-nucleotide messenger RNA. It is a transcript of the gene Gnpnat, whose product is annotated as probable glucosamine 6-phosphate N-acetyltransferase. NCBI's taxonomy places the organism in Eukaryota, Metazoa, Arthropoda, Insecta, Diptera, Culicidae. Gene Ontology annotation, biological process: UDP-N-acetylglucosamine biosynthetic process. The coding region runs from base 246 to 884 and encodes 212 amino acids. Gene Ontology annotation, molecular function: monosaccharide binding; glucosamine 6-phosphate N-acetyltransferase activity. The transcript has 5 exons. Gene Ontology annotation, cellular component: endoplasmic reticulum; endoplasmic reticulum-Golgi intermediate compartment; Golgi apparatus. The record is from RefSeq and is a predicted model, not a curated record.
AUAAACACAAACUAGAAUGUAUACAAAAAACCGGACACUCUACACCAUCCAGCUCAGCACAUUCACAUUUUUCCUCCCCAAGAGGCACUCCUCCACGCUGGCAUACGGCUGAAGUUCCUGAACAGUUCAAGUAAUAACAUCAACACAGCAGCCAUCGAUGACAUGAGGAAACGUAGCCACUAGGGCUUGGAAAACCGAUUGACUUAAUCUACUUUUCGUCUUUGGUAGCAGAGGUAUUCGCGAAAAUGGGUGCCUCAAAUCCAGAGCAUGAGCUCUCCCUAUAUGAUCGAUCCUUGUUGCUGGAUUUGGACUUCUCCAAAUCGCCUGCCAAAUUCAGUCCCCCCAUUUCGGCAGCCAAUCCCGGAGAAUCCUGGCUGAAGGUUCGGCCCUUACAAAGUGGUGACUUUCAUCGUGGAUUUCUGCAAAUAUUAUCUCAGUUAACAUCCGUCGGGGAUGUAACCCUCGCUCAGUUCCUCAAUCGGUUCGCACAAAUGCGAGCUAGCGGAGAUUAUUUCGUGACAGUGAUUGUCGAUUCACGAUACGACAAAAUCAUCGGAAGCGCAACACUCGUGCUGGAGCACAAAUUUAUCCAUGGAUGUUCAGUUCGUGGACGUUUGGAGGAUGUUGUAGUUGAUGACACCUACCGUGGAAAGCAACUUGGAAAACUGAUCGUGGUUACCGUAUCCCUGCUGGCAGCGCGGCUCGGCUGCUAUAAAAUGUCUCUUGAUUGCAAAGAUAAACUUAUACCGUUCUACAAAUCUAUCGGCUAUAUGCUUGAACCGGGUAAUGCCAAUACGAUGAACAUCCGCUACGAACAACCUCUCAUUGUGAUCGUCAACCGCACUUCACUCAACGAGCCACCGGAUGUAACCGCACCAUCCUGACAAUUAGCCGCCAGUGCUGCCCUCAAAAAAUCCAAACUGUGAAACCAUAUUCAUUGCAGCUCAACAAAAAGUCGCCGUAGUGCGGUUUUCUGUUGAGGAUUAAUCUGAUGCUUUGUUUCGGCUACCCACCAUCCUAAAUUUUCGUAUGCACAAAACAUGUACUAUUUUAAACCUUGUCGAUCUUUUGUGUGUGUGUUAAAAUGAAAUUUUCCGAACAAGGCACGAUGGUUUUCAUACAUCGAUUUCAAUUUCAAUUGGAUUUUUAGUAGCAUCUGGCACAUAAUCGGAAUGUUAAUUAUAGGGUAAGUUCUACUUAUAUUCAGCUUCAAAUCUGUCUGGUGGAAAUGCUUCCGAAAUGCAAAACAUGGUUAUCGCACUUGAUUCUUUGUAUUUAAUUAUAAUAGGCGGUAAAUAAAAAUUUUUAUUCAAAAA